Syzygium oleosum is the source of this 1044-nucleotide messenger RNA. RefSeq lists its product as uncharacterized. Lineage: Eukaryota; Viridiplantae; Streptophyta; Magnoliopsida; Myrtales; Myrtaceae. The transcript is spliced from 8 exons. Gene Ontology annotation, biological process: protein import into nucleus. The record is from RefSeq and is a predicted model, not a curated record. The coding region runs from base 242 to 850 and encodes 202 amino acids. Gene Ontology annotation, molecular function: guanyl-nucleotide exchange factor activity; small GTPase binding. Gene Ontology annotation, cellular component: nucleus.
UCAUCAAGCGGACGCGCGCGCGGCGCCUAUAAAGAAGAAACCGCGAACGCUUCAGAAGCUUCGAUUUCGCCAUCUUCUCUCGCGCUCUCUCGCUCGCUCGCUCUCAAUCUGCAGCAGGUUCAGUUCAGCUUCUUGUUUUAGCUUCGCUCGCGCCUUUAGUCGCUCGGCGGCGAUAUUGGCUGUGGUGUGGUUCAGGCCUCUGCGCUUCCCCCGGCGGCGCGAUCUCGUUGGCGGUCCGAAAAUGCCGUUGGAGUCGUGCUCGGAACGGCCGUUGUUUGGGGGCGCAAUCGGUAGCAGAUUUCCUAACAGAUUCGAGGAUGUGAGCAACAUCAGGCAAGUCCCUGACCACCAGGAGGUGUUUGUGGACCCUUCGAGGGAUGAGAGCUUGAUUUUCGAGCUCUUGGAUUUCAAGCAUGAAGUGGGAGAUAGCGGGAGUGCGGCGUGGUUUCUGCAAGACCUUGCCACCGAACAAGAUGCGGAACAAGGCAUGGUGAUCGAACAGUCGGCAGUGGUUGAGGCCCCUGGAUUGACUUAUAGAAACACACCCGCUGUCGUUACCACCGCAGUUGGACAGAUGGCUAUCUCCAAGGGAAGGCAGGGAAGGGAAGCACAAAAUAUAGUGAGGGUCUAUCUGGCCAAUUUGCGUCUGAAGGAAGUUGGGACAGAUGUACUAAUUGCUGCAUAUGAGCCUAUAUUAAUAAACCCUUUGAGCGAAAGUGCAAGAACAGUUGGUGCUGGAUUAACUGCCCCUGCAUCUCAAUCUGGAUACAUGCCCAUGGCUGAUGUCUUUAAAUUAGCAGUCUCCAGCUUCAAAGUCAAUGAUUGGAGCCUGUUUGGUUCUUCUGCUUGAAUUCAUAUCUAUUCAUAGUUUGUAUCAAAUCUGCAUUUCUGGAAAUAAGGGAGAUAAAUUGCAGGGCCCAGUACUUCUUGGGAGUCUCCUGACUUAAUGGCUAGUUUUUGUCAGGAAUGUGUGUCCAUCAACUUAUGGCUAGAAUCUCUCGAAUGGGUCCAUGAGAAGGGUUUGCAAAAAGCAUUGUUAGAUGA